ACUAGACAAGACAAAAGACAGAAUCCAAAAAGCGUUGCAGGUAACUUUUACCACACAAAAACUCAACAGUUUUAAAGUUGAAACCCAUGAUUCCUACGGCAGCACAAGAUUUAACAGCGUUAUAGUUGAGCCCAGCCUCCCUCCCCUCUAUAGUCUUCGGUUAUGUAAGGUGUUAUUUAUAGCGCAUAGCUUCCUCUCCGCCACGGUUUCUCUAAACCUGCGUUCGAAAUUACUUUGAAUCUCUCUAAUUUAGUACAGUCUAGGAGGACAUUCUACUUCAUCGUUAAGGUAAGUUGAUUUAAGCUCGACUGUCUUCGAAAGACUAGGUUUCAGAUCAAAGAAAGAGAUUAAUUUUUCUUUUUAUUUAGUUUGUCUACUUCCUGGCUACAAUGCAAGUCUAAGUAUUUUAUCGUUCCCUUAUUUGCUUCUGAUAAACACAUAAAUUUUAACAUUUUAUCCACUUGGUACAAAUUCCAAGUUAGGUUUCCCUGAGAAUUCGAAAUGCCUGCCAUCGAACGAUUCCGUCUUUUAAAGGAUCAUUUGUUUUGCAGUUCUAGACGGGAUGUUACUAAAACGGGGAACGGGGAGCGGGGAGCGGGGAGCGGGGAACGGGGAACGGAAGUCUGGGAACGAGUUGUCAGCGGAAACCUCCAUAAAAAUCCAAAAUGGCCGGUAAGGAUCAAGAACGCGGUAAGAUCGAUGAUAGAGAAGCGUAGAAACAACACUUAAGGUCGCUAUCUUACUAAUGAACUAUAUGCUCAUGAGGUGCUUGAAAUAAUACGGAGGUAAUAAUGUCAUGACAUUUUUCACCUUUCUGCGUUUUACUAAACAACAAAAUAUGCUCCAACAGCAGUUGAAAGAAGCUACAGUCGGGACAAAAACUCUCAAAGCACAGCCAUAUUUGGAACUCAAGCAAAUCUAUACUGGGUCUAACUCACAAAGCAAUGAACUACUUUUGCUUGACGCUUUUCGUAGGGUUUUGGCUUAAAUACAUGCCUAAAGAUAACGUAGAUCGAAGCAGCCAGGUGUAUUUCCUCGACAGUAAUAGUGUAGCAGUGGAGCUCCAACCUAGCUGUAGCGUUUUUUCAAGCCCAAAUUAAAACAUGUUGGCGAUGAGAUAAAACUGUAAGUCUAAUAAUAUUAUAUUUACAAACCUAUGAUGAGAAGUAAGUGCAAUUGUAUUAUUUGAAAAGAUAAGAUGGAUCAGGUUAUUUAAUACAUCAAUAAAAAGGCAACUUUAAACAUAUUAACGGGCAAUGUGCCAGGAACAUCAAUCAUACCUUGGUCUUAAAGAUGUCAGUUGUUUCAAAGCAAAUGGCUAUGCUGUGGUUUUAUUUUAUUAUAACCUAGGUUUAAAUUUUGCUUCCCUUUGUUUGGGAAUGCGGUAAUAUGAAUUUUAUGAUUAUGAGUUCAAAACAAAGAGAAUAAAAUUCAAACUUAGGAUAAAAGUGACCACAACUGAGCUGCAAUAUUAAGUGUUGCAAGUAUACGUGGGGGAAGUACUUUAAAGUCUUUGGUUGGAAGGUACUUUCUAAAGGCUAACUGUUAAAAUAUGCAUGGUAAGUAUACUUCCUCUGUUUAGCCCUCUGAAUGCUUUUUUUUUUCUAGGGGGACUCCUUUAAUGUUUUUGCAGAGGGGAGCUCUGCUUCUCUUUAAUGAACAUUAUUUUUACUGUGGAAAAAAAUAUUUCAAGCUCAGUGUAAAACUGAAUGUAUCAGUGACUUAAACCAGUUAAUAUUGUCAAGCUGCUUUAUUAGCUUGAUUCAGUAAUAUUGCAGUGCACCUACCAUCAAGCAUCACAUCAUUAAUGUUGCAGAGGUUGGCAGCUUAUUAGAAGGUGGUUGAUAAGCCUUCAAGCAAGCUGUCUGUAGUUUUGGAAAUAAAGAAGUCUAAGGUCUCACACAAGUGAUGGGAAGCAAAAGAUUGGAGUGCCGAUAUGUUUUUCAGUAAACACGCGCAACUGUAUGUGUAUAGUGGCCACAUUACGCAUACUCAGUGCAUGUAAAAUAACACAAUAGAUCUUGCUACCCAUUUUCCCUGAUUUUAUUUCCCCUCCAGGGGACAUAAUUUCUUUUAACAUAUCGGGGUUUUCAAAAAAGGGCAAAGAAGCUUUUAAAUGAAUUUUAAUUCAUUUAAUGAAGCACAGUAUCAAAGAAAUUAAAAAGAAGAAUCAGACUAGAGUAACAGUAACCCAGAGGGGAGGGGGGCGGGGUACUCACCAAAGAGGCUCUGCCCCAGGGACCAACCCUUUACCCUUUGUAUGUACCAUUUUAGACAGAAAAGGUACCCCUUUUGCACACCCUCUAGUGACAAAUGGUACCCCUUUCACAAACCUAAUUUUGAAUGCUGCAUCCCUUUUUAACUGCUGUAAAUACAUCAUCUAUACAAUAUGAAUAAAUAGCUAAAACAGGUUUUCUUGUCUCUCGCAUCCAUAAACUGCAUCUGUGACUGAUCUCAUUUUGGUCCCUUUCAUAUACUUCAACUAUAAAAACCCCUUCCCUUUCAUGUACCUGAAGCCUGAAAAAGGCUUCAGGCUCUGUUUAGGCCAUUAUAGUACCCCCUCCUCCUGCACCGAGAAAAGUACUUGAUACAGCGAUAUUGUAUGGUAUGAAUUGCACCAAACGUUUCGUGCCCAUGAAGAGGUACUUUGAUUAUUUUACAACAUUUUUCUUCAAAAGGGAGGGGUUUGGGAUCUCAUUCUUAGGGGGGGCAGGGGGUUAAUUGAGGAUCUGCAGUGAGUGAGAAUGUUGCAUUCAAUGCAAUCCAAUCAUGGUUUUGAUUCAGGAAAGGGUCGUCAGGGGUAUUUCGCAGAAAGACAAAUGGCCACUGUACGACUUUGAAGCAGUUACUGAUUAGGGUGAGGAAAAUGAGUGAAUUAGGUUCCAUUAGGGUCAUUAUACUGGUCUAUACUGGGCAAACUGACGUGAAACAAAUUGUUUCACAAAGUAAUAAAAUGAUAUUAUUUUAUUUUCAUAGAUCAGUGAAACACUUCAAUAUCGUGAAUGCUUGCAGUGUAGUGGAUCUAAUAAUAUUAAAAGCAGAACCAGAUUGUUAAAGUAGUCUAAUUAUGUGAUGACGUGGUCAAUAACAUUUUUCAAAGCAGUCAUCUCUAUCAAAGGAAAUAGAAGAAGUCUGCACACAAGCUACCUGACUACUUCGAUGUAUGUUAUCUAUCAUGGAAAAGUAGUUCAUUGCUUUGUGGGUUAGACUCAGUAUAGAUUCGCUUGAGUUCCAAAUAUGGCUGUACAUGUGCUUUGAGACUUUUUUUCCCGAUUGGCUUCUUUCAACUGCUGUUGGAGCAUAUUUUGUUUCCUACGGAUAAUUGUUUAGUAAAACGCAAAAAGGUGAAAAACGUCAUGAAGUUAUUACCUCCGUAUUAUUUCAAGCACCUCAUGAGCAUAUAGUUCAAGUAAAAUAACGCCGUUAUCAGUUAAGUUUGUUUCGACGGUUCUCUAUCAUCGAUCAUCGGCCAUAUUGGAUUUUUAUGGAGGUUUCCGCUGACAACUCGUUCCCAGACUUCCGUUCCCCGUUCCCCGCUCCCCGCUCCCCGUUCCCCGUUUUAGUAACAUCCUUCUAGACGGAAGCUCGUAACGUGAUCUGGAUGACUUUCAUUUUUUGAUUUUGAAAUUGCAUCCUGCUUCUUCCAAUUACAAUACAACACCGGAUUAGUCGCCUGCAUCCUAGUUCUGGACCCCAAUAUAAUAAAAUAACAGAAAAAGCUUUUGAUAUAUUUGGAAUUAACAAGGGUUUGAAGGAAAACAUACUCUCAAUCGCAUCGAGAAGUGUUUUUUUUUUUCUAGAACAACUGUAUCAUGCCCGGAGGAGAUGGUGGAGGGGGGUCUGGGGGGGGGUGUUAGAGGCACUCAAAGAACGUUUUGGUAGGUGAAUGGCGCCGAGGCCUAGGCAACUAUGACCCUUUCUACUACCCUGUUUGACCCUAUUUAGACCGGGCUUUAUGCGUCUUUCGACCGGGGGUGGUGGAGUCUCCGGAGUUCCCCCUUUAUAGUUAAAAAAACCGCUCGUGAUACGGCCAUCAAAAUCGCACAACGCAUUUCCAACAUCCAGGCGAAAUAAACGGAGAACCACUUGAAAAGCUGUACAGAGCAAUAUAUUCAGGGAUCAUCUUUCCCUAUUCCUCGGCAUAAAAUGAAAGACAAGUUUCCCGUCUCAAAUUUUCACAGCAACAAAACUUUAAUGCUUUAAAGAAAGGAGACACAAUUACUAAUGGAAGAAGCAAGACGGCUGUUUAUCGUUUUAUUUAUUUCGUUGUUUUACUCAUUGUUCAGGGGCAAGUUCUCAGCACCACUCACCUUCCAUCCCUAAAAUCUAUUCUAAUCGUCUCAUAAUCACCAACUUUCAAACUCUUUUUAACGCUUCCGGUCCAGAAAAGACUCCCUGUUCAAGACGCUAAAUGGCUGACUGAUCAAUCACCUCUAGGCCAAGGGAGUGAACCCCACCCCCACCCUAGUAGAGAAUCUGAAAGAUUUAUGAUCCUAAACUAUUCAAAACUGUGAUAUGUAUGAUUAUGUUAACAUUUAACAUAGAGCUGACAAAAAAUUGUUUGGUCCAUGAAGAGAAAAUUAAAGUUUAUUCGUCGAAUGGCCCCUGCUCUCGGCUUACACCCACAAUCACCUUUUCACCUAUUUCGAAUUUUUGAGAGGGCUAUCUUAUGAAUGUAUCAUAGAUGACCGUCGUACAUUAAGAAAACAUAGUUUGAAAUCCUAAAUUGAACGUUGUUUUUCCACAAUAAGGAAAGAUGUCUGCAACUGCUGGUUCAGCAAUUGCACAGGGGCCGUAUGUUGGCCGAAUCGAUCUGUGGUCAGAGUGGAGGCCUACACUUGAGAGGCCACUGUGGCUGCUUCUCUCAGGAGCUACCGAUCCACCUAAAGAAAUUGGAAUUUCUAAGAGAAGAACUCGGGAUGCACAAGGAGAUAGCAAUGGUACAUUUUUAGCUGGUGUGACUCGUGAUUUAGUUAACAUGGAAGACGUGGUUGGAACAAAACUGUUCAACACAGUUAAAGAUCUUUAUCUAACUAAGAAGCUAGCCCUCCGACAUAUCAAGAGGUUCUUCAAACAGUGCGAGCACACAAAUGCCAAGCCUAUGCUGUACUAUACAGGGCAUGGUGAAAUUGGUACUGGAAACUGGUGCCUUGCGGAUGGGACGAUUAGUAUCCAAGAGAUUUUUGACAUGAUACCUGGAGACUGCUUCUUCCCAAUGAUCUUCAGUGAUGCCUGUUACAGUGGCCACUGGGCGAAUUUCUGUCUUAGAAAAGAUCUUCCCGCUUUCCACUGCCUAGCAGCAUGUCCGGAGUACUCAACGGCUAUUGAUACCAAAGGUGUGUAUUUUUUGCAUGCUUUUAUUAUAGAAAAAUCCCAAUUAAAUUAUAGAAACGUAAAUAGCAUUCAUGAUCAGUUAUCUAACCUAGCACUUAAAUAUGAAGGCAAGACUUAUCGGACAGCUAAGUGUUAGCUGUCCGAUCAGCCUUGCCUUCAAUUCUAAGUGUUAUUUUAUACUGCUGAUUCUAAUAUACGACAAGAUCCGGCUUUUCCUCGCCGCUGUUUGUCCAAGUGGUCCUUGCAAGAAUUGUGCCUGUCUUAACUAGGCCUGUGCGUCGUUACCAGCUCAAAGUACUAGAUCCGAUCAAACAAAACUUCUGUCAUUAACCUAUAUAAAAAAACGUCCAUCGUGAUUUUUUUUCUCGCUGGAACCUCGAUGUAACAUAGGGCCAAGGGAUUGGCAAUUUUUUUUGCUAUACAAUGCAAACCCGAUAUAACGAAGCUCUAUGUAACGACACCCUCGGUUUAAAGAACGAUUUUGUUUUCAACCCGUAAUAGUAAAUUAUAUUUGAAGAGCACUGUGGGCAUAUGUGACAUCACUCACGUUCAUUCAUCUUUUUUACUUUAAACGCAAUUCACUUGAAAAUUUGCAACAAUAUAGAACUUACCAUCCCUAAAACCGAAUGUUUUGUUUUUGUUUGUCAGAUUUUGGUAUUUUUGGCGGGAAAAUGACGUCACAAAGUUGCCGCCAAUUUUGUUUUUAGUAUUGUAGGAUAUCUUAUGAUGGUUACUGAAAGAACUCACCUCAAGUAGGUCUAUCCACUCCACAGAUAUAGCGUUUGAAAUUUGAAAUUUUCCCCAUUUUGUGCUAUUUUACAGUGGAGAAAGCCCGAUAUCACGAAACCUCGUCAUUAUGGCGAACAAAUUUGCCAUUCACUUGGCCCUUCGUCAUAUCAAGGUUCUUUUCUUUUACUAUACUAGUCUAACCUUCCCUAACGGCCACCUUUCUAUACGUAUUACAACGGCCUCUUUCGUCUCGGCGGACAGUCUAUACAUUGAUUCUUGUUAGUUUAAUGGGGCACUCAGUGUGGUUAAAAGCAUUAUAAGUUUCGUUGAUUUCUACCCUUUUUCUCAAAAUUCUACCCAAGAUUUCAUUAAAUCAAAAAAUGACUCAGUUACGUUAAAAUCCUUAACUCAGUAAUUAUUUGUGAAUUUUUGGAUGGUUUUUCGAAAGUUCUUAAUGGAUAAAAUUUAGGGGGGGAGAUGUUUAAAUCUGGGGAAAAUAGGAAAAUAUUGGAUUUGGGGGUUGUUAGAAAUUAAAAUAUGAAGUGAAUAAUUUUAGUAUAAUUAGAAAACAAUUACCAGACAGUUCACCACCACAACAAGGUGCCUGUGAUACCAUUAGCGAACCAACUGGUUGACGUGUAUAAAAAAAAUACGAAACGGCAAACUGAUCCUUACGGUAAGGCGAUGAAGAUGUAAACAAAAGAAUAAAACAAAAAUAUAUAUAGUUAAACAAAUUGCCCAAUAUUUCGGUUUGAAAACAAACCUUCUUCAGGGGCUAACCCUAUUUUAUCCUUCUUUCUUUCAUUGUAAAUUCAACCCCAAUUCCCUCAAAAUUCAACUGUAAUCCCCCUUAAUCUCUUCUUAUGUUCGUCCAUGUCGUUGUUACAUCAGAACUAACAUUUCAACCUAGAUCUUUUUAUAUCUGGUAAGUUAAAACAUUUUUUUCGGAAAUAUUGCUGAUGCUAAAACAUUGUACAAAAGCUAAAUAAAAAAAGGCAAAAAAGGCCGCUUGUGACUCUGCUUCCCCUACCCCCUCAUUGAACUGUAAUAGGCCACUGGAGCAGAGUCUCUUCAGAGCUCCCACCCGCACCGGUCCACACGCACGUGGGGCGAUGGAAGUCCAAAAUGGUAAAGUACACAUAUAUACAAGCCGGAGGCUUGUUUUCUGGCUCCCGUUUGCGAUGUGCUGUAAGAGGCGCAGCAUCGGUUUGGUGUAAAAGUUAUUUAGCUUUCCACGCAGCCUCAGAAUGAGUAGAAUGAGUCAAAUACACCCAAGUGAUAUAGAGACCAUUGCAUUUUAGUAUUAUUUUCGGUGUAUUUGUGAAUUUGCUUUUAUUUAAUUCACCAACAAUGGUCAUCAUCUUGGAUUUUACCAAGUAUAAGAAAUCAGGUUAAAACCUGAAUGGUGAUUUUUUUGUGCCUGACUUGAAAAAUAACACAUAAAUAAACACUUUACAUGAUUUUAGCCAGCAAUAUUUACUUUAUAAAGAAGUUGAAAAAGCAUAUAUAGCGAAUGUUGCGAUACUUGCUCGUUUUGUCAUUUAGUACUUUUGGAGUUUUCAGUUUGUGUAUGUUAUCUCUAUAUACACUGUAUAUAUCAUCUAUGAUUGGAUUAAAAUUAUGCGAUACGGUAAGCAUGAACUUGGUAGAAUAAACAUUGGCACUUCCCUAAUAAAAAUGUCAUGUUUUACCCCUACCUCCCCAUAACUGCCACCUCUCUACAACGGCCACUUUCUUUUGUCCCCAUUUAGGUGGCCGUUGUGGAGAGGUUCGACUGUAUUAUUGGGGUAAAGAAAAUCGUUCUUUAUAUCGAUUACUUCGUUUUAUAGAGGUUCGUUAUAUCCGGGUUCUAUUCUACUGACAUUCUGCAAAUUUAAAUUAUUUGUAGAUGAAGGAGGGGAUCUAACACUGUAUAUGACAGGAAAGAAACUACGCCCAAGAACAGAGCCCAUGUAUAGUGGAGGAAAUCUAGAUGACUUCUGCAUCAGUAGUGGAUAUGAUACAGUUGGUUACACUGAUUUUAUCAGAAGCUAUAUGCGUAAUAGUGAAAACAUUUUGAUUUCCCAGAGCAUACAUAAUGGCUUCUUCUCAGGAAUUUUUGCGAGUUCAAAACUUUACAAUCCAAGACCUGGGAUAGCUUGGGGAAUGAGAAGAAAUUACGACGACUUUCUUGAGUUCGUUAAAAGGAAACGUAAAUCAGUAAAUGGAAAGUCAAGGAGGAUUUACUCCCUUGCAUGUGACGAGAAGUUUGGAUUCGGGGUGUUCUUUAUGGAAGGCUACGGCACGAAGCAAGCCAUAAUAAAAAGUACGGGUGAUGUAAGGAAACAUUGGAAUGACGGUAGUGAGAUAACUUCGUGUGCUGCCCUAGAUUCAACAUUUUACAUCGUCAUGACAAAACACACUAAGGAAUAUCAUGGAAAACAGCAGAGGUGGUUUACUAAAAGAACUCGGAGAGAAACUAAAGAUGCAAUACGGAAGGGAUACCGAGAAGGAAAAGUUAUCACUGGAAUAUGUUAUGCCAGUGGGCUGAAGCUCUAUUUUGUUGUGAUGACAGCUUCAAGGAGGGGACAGUGCUUCAGAUGGCUCGACAUGACUAAAAGAGAGGCUAAGAGAGAUUGGGUAGGCGAGAAAUAUGACCAGGGAUUUCGUCCUACUAUCGUCUUCAAUGAUCCAACUGACAAUAAAACUUUAAUUGUGAUGACUAAGGAUGGAAAUAGAUCG
This is a messenger RNA of Porites lobata, 8784 nucleotides long. NCBI's taxonomy places the organism in Eukaryota, Metazoa, Cnidaria, Anthozoa, Scleractinia, Poritidae. The record is from the annotation of a GenBank genome assembly.